UCAUUUCUCAUUAACGUUGCAACCUAAAGCCUCUCUAAAACCCUAGCUGAUAUGACUUCCUCUUACCCUCUUACCCUCUUACCCUCUUACCCUGUUACUCUUCUCCUUAAUGGUUAUCCGGUCUGACUGGUGAGCCUCAGCCUCUGCAAGACUCAUUCUUGAAUUUGGUCCCUGCGUUCGAUUAUCGAAAUUGAAAGCUACCCAUUACCGCCGCACCAAACUCCAUUGAAGCUAAAUUCAUCUUUUCUGGCGAAUCAGUUAGGUUUUCCUCAUCUCCCUUUACUUGUCUCAACUGUACUAUGCCUGGUCAGCUUCUUCCUCUUCGCCUGCUCAACGUUUCUGUCUCCACCCGCGGUUUAUCCUCCAUGCGACUCGAGCGCGCAACCUUUCAAUCGUGUCACCGAAUAUCCAUUCUUACUCGAGCUUUUCCCUUUAAGUUGAAGUACGCUAUGCAGGGUGACCCAUUUAAAACUCGGAGGUUUUCAAGCCGCUCUUUCAGUCCUCGGAAUGGUGUUAGUUCUUCUGCUCGUCGGGGUUCGGAUUUUUCGCGCAGUCGUGGCGUGGAGAGGGGGAGAUUUCAGGCUGGGAGUAUUGGUGGGAGAGUCGGGCAGGCAAAGAGUCUGGUCGAGGAUGAAGCCGAGCUUAGUGAUUGGGUUAGUGAAUUGAAGACUGAUUCUAUACGUGUUCGGUUGAGCAGUUGUGAGAGUGACGAUGAUGCAGAUAUGGAUAGGAAUAGGGGUAGAGGAGGUAGGGAUAAUGAUAGGGAUACGAGUAGGGGUAGGGAUUCAUUUUCCUCCACGAGAGGUGGGAGAGGCGGGAGAGGUGGAAGAGGUGGAAUUCAGUCUUCAAGGAUGCGGAGAGACGGUGUUUCGGGUGAUUUCGCCACUAGGGAUCGGAGCAGUUCCCGUAGCCUGAUGGGGUCUCGUUCCAAGAGACUAAUUAGUAGUGGAACAGAGGGGGAAGAGGACAAGCGUGAAGAAACUUCUUUCCGGUCACCCACGAAGAACCAAAGAGGUGGGAGAAGCGGAGUUCCGGCUUCAAAGAGGCAGAGAGACAGUUUUUCCGAUGAUUUCCCAGUUAGGAAUCAGAGUAGUUUCCGUGGCCUGACGGGGUCUCGUUCCAAGAGACUAAUUAGUAGUGAAACAGAGGAAGAAGAGGACGAGCGUGAAGAAUUUUAUCCGAGUAAGAGGGACCGUGAAUUUCGAGGGGCUGUUUCUUCUCAAGCAAAAAGAGGUGGAAGAGACUCUAAUUUGAGUUUUGGUAAGGAACGCAGGGAUGCAAACUUGAAGAGUGGGGGAAGAGGUUCAAAGCAAGCUGUUGAAACGUCUGAGGAUGAGGAUGAGGAUGAGGACGAGGACGAGGACGAGGUUGAGGAUUUGAGACACAGUAUUGGAGCAUUACUAAGUGGAGAAGAUAGUGAGGAAGAUGAUGAUAAAGAAGUUAAUGUGCAGACAGUGCCUAGGAGUACAACCGGGAAAACUGACUCUCACCUGAGCCAGACUAGAUUUGAUCAGUGUUCCCUCUCCCCCAUGUCAUUAAAAGGAAUAAAGGAUGCAGGAUAUGAGCGAAUGACUAUGGUGCAGGAGGCAACUCUCCCUGUCAUUUUGAAAGGCAAGGAUGUUCUGGCCAAGGCAAAGACAGGCACAGGCAAAACUGUAGCAUUUCUGCUCCCUGCGAUCGAAGUUGUUGUGAAAUCACCUCCUGUUGAUCGUGAUCAAAAGAGACCCCCAAUCUUUGUGCUUGUUAUAUGCCCAACUCGAGAGCUUGCAAGUCAAGCUGCUGUAGAGGCUAAGACCCUGUUGAAGUAUCACCCUUCAAUUGGUGUACAGGUUGUAAUUGGAGGCACAAGGCUUGCUCUAGAACAGAAACGCAUGCAAGCAAACCCUUGUCAGAUUCUAGUAGCCACUCCUGGAAGGCUAAAAGAUCAUGUUGAGAAUACUGCUGGAUUUGCAACUCGGCUGAUGGGAGUAAAAGUACUCAUCCUUGAUGAAGCUGACCAUCUAUUGGAUAUGGGAUUUCGAAAAGACAUUGAGAGAAUCAUUGGUGCUGUUCCAAAGCAACGCCAAACACUUCUGUUUUCAGCUACUGUCCCAGAAGAGGUCCGUCAAAUCUGUCAUAUUGCAUUAAAAAGAGACCAUGAGUUUAUUAGCACAGUGGAAGAGGGUAGUGAAGAGACGCACUCACAGGUGAGGCAGAUGCGUCUAAUUGCUUCGCUAGACAAACAGUUCUCUCUACUAUAUCUUCUUCUCAAAGAGCAUAUUUCUGAGGAUUCCGAGUAUAAGGUUCUAGUGUUCUGCACAACUGCAAUGGUCACCAGACUUGUCGCCAACCUUCUUUCUGAAUUGAACUUGAAUGUACGGGAAAUCCAUUCAAGAAAGCCACAGAGUUACAGAACCAGGAUAUCUGAUGAAUUUCGGAAGUCAAAAGGUCUUAUUCUUGUGACCUCUGAUGUAUCUGCACGUGGAGUUGAUUAUCCAGAUGUUACACUCGUUGUACAGCUCGGCCUGCCAUCUGAUAGAGAACAGUAUAUUCAUCGACUGGGUAGAACUGGCCGUAGAGGGAAAGAAGGGCAGGGCAUCUUGUUGCUGGCACCUUGGGAGGAUUCCUUCUUAUCCAGUGUUAAGGAUUUGCCAAUAGAAAAGGCUUCAACACCUUCAAUUGACCCAGAUGCAAUGAAGAAAGUUGAAAGGGCGCUAUCUCAAGUAGAGAUGAAGAACAAAGAAGCAGCAUACCAAGCAUGGCUUGGCUACUACAAUUCUAGUAAGAAUGUGGGGCGGGACAAGUGCCGCCUUGUGGAGCUUGCUAAUGAGUUCAGCAGGAGUAUGGGGCUUGACAACCCUCCAGCUAUACCGAAAAUGAUCCUUGGAAAAAUGGGUCUCAGAAAUGUCCCUGGUCUUCGCACUAAAUAGUUUUGUGGACUUGACACACCCAUGUCAAGAAAAUUAUGACUCGGGAGAGUUACUGGCGAGUUAAUCCGAGUCAAGGCUAACUUAUUAUAUAUGCUAAUUUUCUCCAGUAAUUAGUGAGAUGUCACAAUGGUGCGCUGGCCUUCUUUUCACAUUUCAGAACAUAGUAUUUUCAUUGAUGCUUCAAUUUCUUGCAUAGAUUGGUCCUUGUUUUUGCUUUCUAUGUUACUUGUUCAUCAAGUUCAAUGAUAUUUUCUUCUCCCCUCAUUCUCUUGGAUUGCAGUUGAGGGAGAUCAAUAUCUAUGCUACAAUUGUUUCUUUUUGGAAGAACACCAAGUUUCUACA
Molecule: messenger RNA, 3251 nt
Organism: Macadamia integrifolia
Lineage: Eukaryota; Viridiplantae; Streptophyta; Magnoliopsida; Proteales; Proteaceae
Product: DEAD-box ATP-dependent RNA helicase 31-like
Exons: 10
Coding region: 300-2909 (869 amino acids)
Cellular component (GO): chloroplast
Molecular function (GO): RNA helicase activity; nucleic acid binding; ATP binding
Source: RefSeq, a predicted model, not a curated record